AUGUCUGCCAAAGUGCCCAAAUUGCCUCCUCUGCCGAGGCUACGUGUCGACACCAAGAAGGCCUCAGUGGUCAACAAGAACCCCUGUUACGUGAUGCUGGCGUCGCUGCUGAACUGCUGGGCGUCCAACGGAGAGGGCUCUGCCAUCUGCAAUCCUUUAGAGAAUAAGCUGAGCAACUGCAUGGUGAAUAUGCCCAAAAACAGAGGUGCGUCUUACGACUCUUUGAACUACCAUGCUGCCAGAUUGAAGCCAAAGAUCAACGGAAGUGGCCAUGAUUAG
Messenger RNA from Kuraishia capsulata CBS 1993, 279 nucleotides. RefSeq lists its product as uncharacterized. Bases 1 to 279 code for a protein of 92 amino acids. NCBI's taxonomy places the organism in Eukaryota, Fungi, Ascomycota, Pichiomycetes, Pichiales, Pichiaceae. The record is from RefSeq and is a predicted model, not a curated record. Gene Ontology annotation, biological process: mitochondrial translation. The transcript is spliced from 2 exons. Gene Ontology annotation, molecular function: structural constituent of ribosome. Gene Ontology annotation, cellular component: mitochondrial small ribosomal subunit.